This is a messenger RNA of Talaromyces proteolyticus, 2376 nucleotides long. RefSeq names its product putative amp dependent CoA ligase. Lineage: Eukaryota; Fungi; Ascomycota; Eurotiomycetes; Eurotiales; Trichocomaceae. Gene Ontology annotation, biological process: secondary metabolic process. The transcript has 11 exons. The coding region runs from base 441 to 2087 and encodes 548 amino acids. The record is from RefSeq and is a predicted model, not a curated record. Gene Ontology annotation, molecular function: CoA-ligase activity.
GAUUUUUUUUCAGUGAGCCAGGUACUGUGUGCCAGUCUCCUGAGGAAGCCAGAGACAAUUGGUGCGGUGCGGGCCGAAGUGGGACAGUGGGGGAAUUGACAGGACCCUUGGUGGGUUCUCGGCUUUGACGCUCGAGAACACCCGAGCACAGCUAAAAAUUGGUUGAUCAGCACUUCUGGUCAUCCUUAUUGUGGCAAGGAAUACGUAUGGUUAAUGCACUUUUGUUGCGUGCUACCUAAGCUAGGUUCAAUGGUCCUGGGUGGGUCUGUGCACUAUACUCCUAUCACUGAGGAGCUUACACGCAGGAUUCUCCUCGUCUUUCCCCCAAGAUCAUCAAAAACUGGCCGCAAAGCGACUAGCAACCUCUCAUCGGUCACAUCCACCCAUAGAAGUGGUAAAGUAUACAACGAAUCUGCAUUGACAAGUGAUACGCCGCAAGGAUGGUUUACCAGUCGCCUGUUUUUCCGAUUCACGAUGAGACCAAUCUCUCAAUUGCGCAAUUCAUGGCGCGAUAUAAUCCCGAUGAGGUGCCCGCGGAUAAAGUUGUUCAUACUGAUACUAUUUCCAAGCAGCCUAUUACGUAUGGUGGACUCCGCGAGCAAGCUGCUCGUGGUGCUUGGGGCUUGCAGAAGUUGGGAUUACGGCCAGGCGAUGUCCUACUGGCGUUGGCGAGCAACUGCAAUGAUUUCGUUCUUCUAGCUCAUGCGACGUGGUGGGCGGGUGCUGUUUUUGCUCCUCUCAAUACAUCGGCGACACUGGGGGAUAUUUCGCAUGUUCUUCAGAUCGUCCGGCCAACCCAUGUCGCAACCAUCGCACCAAAGCUCGAUCUGGUCCAGGCCGCGUUGACUUCCACGUCGAUGACGAAAACAAAGAUCAUGACUGUUCUCAGUAAAGUAGAGAACCUUCCGCAGUUCCCGUGUGAUAUUAUCAGCAAAAGCGUCGCGGAAAGCCUACCACCCUAUGAUCUCCAGGGCAGAAGCUCCAGGGAUGUGUGCAGUACCAUAUGCUUUUCGUCCGGAACGACUGGGAAAAUAAAGGGCGUGCAGCUCUCUCAUUACAACCUUAUCAUGAACACUAUAACAAUGCGUAUUUCCAUGCCAGCGCGAGUUAACUCUACUAUAAGAGAGGUCUUUUUUGCGCCAUAUUGCCACAUAUAUGGCCUAACCAUAGUGGUAUUGUCUGGCAUGUCGGUUGGGGCCUUGUAUUGUGGUCUUCUAGCAUUUGACCUCGAAACUUUCUGUCGGAAGUCGAGCGAGCUGAAGGCUACAGACUUACAUAUCGUCCCCCCUAUAGCACUCGCCCUAGCGGUAUCACCCGUCACACAGAAAUAUGACCUGGCUUCCCUGAAAAGAAUUGUCAUCUCUGCAGCCCCUUUGAAAAAAUCCGUGCAGCUUCUGCUCAAGAAGCGGCUUCCGCAUACGAGAGUAUGCCAAGGCUAUGGACUCUCCGAGGCUUCCGGAGGUAUCAUACAUCAGAUAGACGAAGAUGAUCUUGCUUACGGAAGUGUUGGCAAGCUCGUCGCUGGAAUAGAAGCUCGAUUAGUAGACCCGAAAACAGGCUCAGAUGUCCGAGCGGGACAAGAGGGUGAAUUAUGGGUCCGUGGCUCGACAGUAAUGAUGGGUUAUGCCGGUGACAAAGCAGCAACUGAGCAGACGUUCUCAGGAGGAUGGCUCAGAACAGGAGAUAUCUUGAAGAUAGACGAUCGUCAAAAUUUCUGGGUCACCGAUCGGUUGAAGGAGAUGAUCAAGUACAAGGGUUUCCAAAUAGCUCCCUCUGAACUUGAAGAUCUACUCAUACGACAUCCAGACGUGAUCGAUGCUGCAGUCUGUGCUGUGUAUGAUGAUGCUCAAGCUACUGAAGUCCCUCUCGCGUAUGUGAGCUUGAACCUUGAGAAGACAGAAAUGCCGGAUCACGAGAAGCAGAAGGUUCUUGAAAGUAUUCGAACCUGGACAGAUAACCAGCUAGCGGGCUACAAAAAGCUGAGGGGCGGCGUCUUCCACCUGCAGACUUUGCCCAAAACUCCUACUGGCAAGAUUUUGAGACGGCUUUUACCUGCAAAGUUGAAGGAGAGAGAGGCCAAACUUUAGAUGCCUUUUCUAAAAUGAUUGUAUAGUCAAAAAGAAUUUGACGUGAUCUUUCCCAAAAAAGGCACGUGAAAGCUACUCUUAGGCUGCCUGAAUAUUGUUUUCCCGAUAGAAGUUGAACUCUGAUCUCUCAUUGCUUUUUCCUUUUAUUAUAGAUGCGGCAUAUCUGUUUUGUCCAUUCCCACCUGAAACCUGGCAAUAUUUUAACAGGAUAAAACCGAGUGUAUAUUACCGUCUUGAAAAUGUUUCCCGAUGUUGGACUAACGUAAUUCACACGCGAGUUGGUCACCCC